GCAGAAUACUUCCAGGUCAAAUGUCCAUGCGACUUUCAACAAUACACAUACUGUCCAACUUAUAAACCCGGUGAUGAAACUAAAGUACAAGGCUGUAGAUGGAGCGCUUGGUCAAAAUGGACUUCAUACAGCACAUGUUCUGUAUCAUGUGGAAGUGGUUUCAAGUCUAAGAUACGUAGUAGGACUAAACAAUUCAGUAAUGCAUAUACUGGCAGUUGUGAAGGAAAGUCUGUAGAGACAUCUACAUUUGGAUGUUCCAAUCCUCCAGGCCCAGGUUGUAACGGACCUCUAGGGUGUAAGUGGAGCCCUUGGAUGUGGAGCGGAUACACCGAAUGUUCAGUAACGUGUUGUACUGGGACAAAAAGUAGAGUCCGCACCAGGGUCAGAUUACCAGCAGCCUCGGGCAGAUGUUUAGGCAACUCACAAGAGACCUUUACCGAAAAAUGUGACAACCCUUGUGGCUGUACAUACAACCGACGAUUUUAUGCAGAGGGAAUCUCAUUCCCGUCAACUGAUAGAUGCAACAAGUGUAUGUGCAAAUGCGGAAACGUUCUCUGCACUGAGAAAUUAUGCUGUACGUACAAGGGGCGAUUUUAUGCGGAAGGAAGCUCAAUCCCAUCAACUGAUGAAUGCAACACGUGUUCGUGUAGAGGCGGAAAGGUUGUCUGCACAAAGAAACAAUGUGGUUGUAGAUGGAACAGGUGGAGUCGUUGGAGUUCAUACA
Owenia fusiformis is the source of this 724-nucleotide messenger RNA. The record is from the annotation of a GenBank genome assembly. Lineage: Eukaryota; Metazoa; Annelida; Polychaeta; Sabellida; Oweniidae.